Molecule: messenger RNA, 1266 nt
Organism: Prorocentrum cordatum
Lineage: Eukaryota; Dinophyceae; Prorocentrales; Prorocentraceae
Source: the annotation of a GenBank genome assembly
AUGACGUCGUCGAGCUCGCUGCCGGCGGUGUGGAAGUCGACCUCGGGGCUCUCGCAGGCGGGCCUCUCGCAGGCGAGCGACGAGGUGGCGCAGCUGGUGCUGCAGCAGGUCAAGGAGUCCGAGUCCGAGAGAACCCGAGGGACUGCGAGCCCGAAGCACAGGGUCUCGCUGUGGCCGGGCCUCGAGCGCGCGUACAGCUGGAGCGAGUCCGAGGACGGGACCGAGACGACCAGCCAGUGGAGCGCGCCGGCCGGAAGACGCCGCGGCAGUGCGGCUUCUUCCUCGCAGCCCCGGAGCCCGAGGCAGCAGGACGUCCGAGACCCCUCCAGGGCCGCCGAGCCGCGGCGGGAGCCGCAGAAGGGCAGCGGCCCGGAGCCCCUGGGCGGCCAGAGGCAGAUGGCGCAGCAGCAGAAGGAGCUCGUCUGCGCACAGCUGAAGAAGGAGCUGCGCGACCGCCUGCGGCAGCUCGACGCAGUUGCGCUAGCGAAGUGGAAGCGCCUCGAGCAAGAGCACCAGCUGAACCGGGAAUUCCUUCAGAAACAGGUCGCUUGGCUCGCGGCGCAGCGCGCGAAGCGGAGGGCCGUCGACGAGCUCGAGCGGGCGCGGACGGAGCUCCUUAGCUGCGCGCCGUCGCCCGCCUCCGGGGACCUGGCCGCGGCGUCCCUGGCCCUCGGCGGCCGCGCCGAGCUGGAGGUCCAGCCGGUGAGCCCCGCCGUGGGGAGCGCCACCGCGUGGGCCGCAGGCUGUGCCGGUAGCUGGCCCGGCCCCGGCCGCGUCGCCGCUACCGUCCCUGGCGCCAGCGCCGGCGGCGACGGCGCGCGUGCUGGGAGCCCCACGGCGCCGGCCUGCUUUGUGGCAUGGCAUGGUGCAGCCUCUUCUGCGGGGGUGGCUUCUACAUCUACGUCGCGGUUGCUGCCACAGGCUGUACAGGGACUUGGGCAGCAGCCGCAGCCGCCCAAGUGCCCGAAGGGCCACUUGAUGCAGCACUCCAGCAUGACGCCGUCGGCUAGGUGGCACAGCAUUUGCGACAUAUGUGGUGCGGACUCUCAGUCUCAGAAGGGACCUGGCGGCGGCAACGCGCGCUGGAAGUGCGAGGAUUGCGACUACGACGUGUGCUUCCGGUGCCGCCCGUGGUCCGAGGCUCCAGCGUCGAGCCGCCGCAGCCAGGGCUCCUCGCUGAGCCCGGGCCUCUCGCCGACCGCCGCCGCUUGCAGGGCAUCCCCCCCCGCCUUCGCGGCGUGCGCUGGCGCCGGGUCCCGGCACUGA